AGCUUUCUCCAGCAGCCACACUUGACUCCUCGUGUUUCCGAAAGCAGAAGAGUUGAACAGCCUUCACCAUGAAACUGACUGGCUUUAAGAUCCCUUUGCAGUUGCUUGCAGUUGCUCUGGUGUGCAACAUGACCUCGGCGAUUGCUAAUCCUAUUGCUCUUCCUCUUCCUUUCCCUAUCGCUGAUCCUAUUGCUCUUCCUCUUCCUCUCCCUUCCCUAUCGCUGAUCCUAUUGCUCUUCCUCUUCCUCUCCCUAUCGCUGAUCCUAUUGCUCUUCCUGAACCUCUUCCUAUCGCUGAUCCUAUUGCUCUUCCUCAAGAUUCCCCGAACACUGAAGGUGUGUGAGAGCGGCCCUUCGACGCCCCGAACAGCUGAUCUUGACCCCAGACCAUUUCUCCUGAAACUGAAUAAAUGCUUCGUCGGCCCGAACAGCUGAUCUUGACCCAAGACCAUUUCUCAUGAAACUGAAUAAAUGCUUGUAGUUGC
Messenger RNA from Penaeus chinensis, 484 nucleotides. RefSeq lists its product as uncharacterized. The coding region runs from base 69 to 434 and encodes 121 amino acids. The record is from RefSeq and is a predicted model, not a curated record. The transcript is spliced from 2 exons. Lineage: Eukaryota; Metazoa; Arthropoda; Malacostraca; Decapoda; Penaeidae.